AUGCUUCCAAAUGAAAUUGAUCCAUACGAAUUCAAAUUCUUCAUAAAAGACAUGCUGCCUUUAUCUGAGACAUAUACUCUGUUUAGAAGCUCGAAACUGUUAAAGGCAAAGGAAACCAUAAAGGCCAUUUCUAAAACAAAUCAAGGACUAAUUGUUCUAAUUCAUAAACCGGAAGAGACAAUAGUAUAUACGCCAGAAAACAAAGUAACUUAUUUUACAAGAAGAAAGGGAAGGGUGGCACCGAAGAAUGCAGUGAUCCGGUUUCUGCGGGCAAAGAUGAUUGAUUUUGUCAUUUUGAAAUUCAAGACUUUCUAUUGCUGUCUGUCGAGAUGGGACAAGGACGUUUGUAGCUUCUGCAUUGUAGCAUGCAUAGGAAAAAAAGCUACUGAAAGAGCACUUCUGAAUCCUUCCGAAAUUCUUGGAGACGUUGAAGAGUCUCCUUUGAUGGUUGAAAAAGGUAUGUUUAAGUUUAAAGACUUGAAUCUAUUUAAGGAAGAGGGGAAGGAGUCUGAGGAUCAUUCAUUUGAAGCUAUCCACAGUCUUACAUCUGGGAUAAACUCUAGUACCAGUGAAGUAAAAGUGAACCCGAUCGACCUCAUUCGAGAAGAUUGCUUGGAAUAUGUAAGUAAAGUCUCUUUGGAAGGCACAAAUGCACUUUCCAACCAAAAGAAAGAGGAGCAAAACUGUCUUAUUGAAAUAGAAUCGGAAAAUGCCAAGAAUUCUGGAAACACUCACUCAAAGCCAUAUAAAGAAGUUAGAAAUGAUGAGGAGGGACUGAUCGAUUAUAUAAUAUCGAAAAUCACUAAGCUUGUGUGUGAAGAUAUAAAUACCGGGUGUCUUCAGGAGGAAACAGAGAAAGACAAACAAUCUCAGAUUAUAGAGGAAGAGGAGGAGAGCGAUUGCUCUAGUAAGAACUAUGGAUAUGAUGUCGAAGGGAGUAAUUCUCUUGGCUACAUAGGGGCUUCAGGAGGGAAGGAAAGUAAGAAGGAGGAUGGUACUCUUUCUCAUGAAGGCUCUUCGAAAUAUGAAAGUACUAUAAAAUUUGGAGUAAUAGAGCAAGGACAACUAAAAUGUAUCCAGAAGAACAUCGGGCUUCUAUCCAUGGCAAAAUUCGAUAGACUAGAAACAUUUAUCACAGGAAUGAUGGAUCAUCUUAAAAAAGCUAAUAUCAACUAUGUAGAGGUUUGUUCGGAGAUAGAUUUCUUUAUUGUAAAGAAAAGAGACUGCACUUAUCUGUACAUAAGAGAUUUAAUACAUAGAAAGGAGAGAAAAUUUAUGGAGAGAUUUGAUAGAAUGUUUGAAAAGCUUGGAGCAAAGACUUGA
Encephalitozoon intestinalis ATCC 50506 is the source of this 1323-nucleotide messenger RNA. RefSeq lists its product as uncharacterized. The transcript has a single exon. The record is from RefSeq and is a predicted model, not a curated record. Bases 1 to 1323 code for a protein of 440 amino acids. NCBI's taxonomy places the organism in Eukaryota, Fungi, Microsporidia, Unikaryonidae.